Messenger RNA from Micromonas pusilla CCMP1545, 504 nucleotides. RefSeq lists its product as uncharacterized. Lineage: Eukaryota; Viridiplantae; Chlorophyta; Mamiellophyceae; Mamiellales; Mamiellaceae. Bases 1 to 504 code for a protein of 167 amino acids. The record is from RefSeq and is a predicted model, not a curated record. The transcript has a single exon.
AUGGAGAAACGCGCCGUCGCCGCCGAGGAGCGCGCUGCCGAAGCCAUCGUGAUGGAGCGCAAGGCGCGCCACGCUCAGGAAGCGCGCGAGAAGCAGGUCGCUUCCAUGCGGUUGAGGGUGCGUGUCUGUCUAUUUAGUGCCCAUAUUCGAAAGGAACAGCGGCACCACGACGUCUAUGGUGACUCCGACACUCACAACCUUCUUCCCGCUCACUCACCCACCCCGCAGCUGAAUAAAAUGUCGCUCGACCUGCAAAAGUCUGAAAAUCAAAGGACAGAAUUACGAGAAUACGUCGGUAAGCUUGAAAGGAAAAUUCAAAGCAAAAUACCGGGGGCGGAAAGGAGAAGUCCGGCUUUCAACUCGAGUAAAGUUAAAAGCAAAUUCAGCGAGGAAUCGCUCCUCGAGGCGCUUUCAUCGAUCGAGGGCUCAAAUUUGAAGUUACACAGCGCGUUACAGGUCGGCAAAUCAUCUCUAAUUUUAUUUCCUAGCCGAGAGCUGAGCUGA